Molecule: messenger RNA, 2376 nt
Organism: Lachancea mirantina
Lineage: Eukaryota; Fungi; Ascomycota; Saccharomycetes; Saccharomycetales; Saccharomycetaceae
Source: the annotation of a GenBank genome assembly
AUGAAUACGACUGAUAGAACCAUCCAGGAGCCAUUGAGAUCAAUGGGGGCGCAAUUCCAAGGUAUGUCGCUAAGCGAAGUUUCGAGUCCAAAAGUAGGGCAUUCAGGCGUUUCUUUGGCCAAAUCAGGGUCGCUUUUCGAUAACUUGGGCAUCCAGCGGUACGGGUCUCCGUACUUGGGCUCGGAUACGAGGCUUUUCUCAUCACCGCCGCAGCCACAAGUGCAAGUGCUGCCUCAAGUUCAGCCCCAGUUCGCACAGACGCCGGGCUUUAACAAAUCGCCCUCGUCGCUGCCGCUUGAUUGGACACCACAGACCGAGCAGAGACAACAGCCUGGGAACGCAAUGGGCAGGCUGUUUGAUGGCAAUGAGCAUCAAUCCGGUGCUGGAGUUGCGGCGGGGUCUACUGGGGCUGCAGGAGCCGUCGACACGCCUGGUCCCUCGUUCGCUACAAGUGCUACCGGUGUCACAGACUCCCGACCGCCCGGAGUCUUUUCACUGCCUCCAGCGCAGUCCCAGUGGAAAUAUUUUGACACUCAGGGACAAGUGCAAGGCCCCUUUACGUCCCAAUCGAUGUCUUCGUGGUACCAGGCCGGGUACCUGCACGCGACUUUACAAGUAUGCCGUGUAGGUCUAACUCCAGAGCCCUUUGGGGUCAACGAUGCAUUCAUCCCGCUCGGGGUGUUAAUCUCGAAAGUUGGAGAUUUUGUCGAUCCCUUCAGCCGAUUCGAUCUACUUGUCGCACAAAGUGUUGCGCAAAACCAAGUGCCCGUCACAUCUACGGUUGGGCAAGCUCCAGCGAUGAGCUUUUUUGAUCAAGGGAUCAUACAGUCACCCAUGGAACCAACUGCAGUUACUUCGUCAUUGCCACAACCCACGAAUGCCUCUAGUUCACGUCUUAGAUCACCAGAUCACUCGCACGCAGAGAUUCUGGAAAUUAAAGAUUUAGAUGGAGGAUUUUUCCACGAGGCAGUAGCCCAAAUCCCCGUACACAAGUUUACGGAAAAGUUCCAGGAUGCCAACGCUGCUAGAAUUCCAGCCAGAAAUGUUCCUAUCAGAAGCAGUGUUAAACCCAUUGAACCAAUCGUCGACCAUGAUUCGAAGAAGGGCCGGCAGGGAGUCGCUCAAAGAGUGGACAAGGAUCUAGCUGAUGCUCAAGAACUGUUCGACCAGAGAGAGACAUUGAGGCGUCGAGAACAGGAGUUGCGGGAGCUCGCUCAGAGGGAAGAGCAACAUCACCAAGAAGAACAAUUGCGGAAAGUGGAACAGGCCCGUAGAGAAGAGGCUGAUAGAGUCGCACAACAGCUUUUACAGGAGCAAGCCCAAGAAGCACAACGGCAAUUAGAAGAACAAGAGACACAUGAGCGCGUCAGGGCUUUGGAGCAAGGGCGUCUUAUUGAAGAAGAAACCAAAAAACCCGUGUCGCCGGCUUUGCAACCCGCAAAACCUGCACCAUGGGCCAACAACGCUGCUACCCCCGUUGCAAGACCAUCUCUUGCAGAUGUUCAGAAAAGAGAAGCUGCACUCAGUGCAAGCCGCAAGGAACAGCAGGAACAGCAGUCCCGCGAACUUGCGUCCAAGUUGCAGCAGAAAUUGAUCAAUGAGAACAAGAAGCCCGUCAGUAUUGGCUCGAUUGCAACCUGGGCCAGUAAAAAACCUGCAUCCACUACAGCUGUUAAGGAUAACAAACCCGCGUUCAAGACUAUUGAGCAGAUCCAGAAGGAGCAACUCGAGGAGAAAAAGUUUGUUGCUGAACAAAAAAGACUAUGGGAAGAAGCACAGCGUGCUGCCAAACUGAAAAUUGGGACUUCUUCUUCUUCCUUGGCUGAUAAAGAAAACGAAUGGGUGACUGUUACGAAAAAGCAACCUGUGGCCAAUAAAAAUCAAGCAUCCAAAGCGAUUAACCAGCCAAGUUCUUACAUCAAUCCAGACAAACUGCGUUCUGUGAGUGCUGCUGCCGGUGUGAAACAAAUUGGAUCAUCUACAAGUAUUCCUACAUUGAAGAACAAGGCACCCUCAAACGUCGCGUCGACUGUUUUUACAGGGAAUGCGUCCACUUCUGUGCGCCAGGAAUUCUUAAGAUGGUGCAAAUCUCAAAUGAGAUUAUCUGCAGGUGUUGACGUCAAUGGCGUUUUGGAAGUGCUCUUGAGUUUACCGACCGGUGCCGAAUCGAGAGAAAUCAUAGCUGAUACCAUCUAUUCAAACAGUUUGAGCAUGGAUGGCAAGAGAUUCGCCACCGAAUUUAUCAAAAGACGUGUCGAUUGCGAUAAGAAAGUUAACGAUUCACUUACUUGGAGUGAAGCUCUUGCCUUACCCGAGGGUGAUGUCGAUGACUGGGAAUUCCAAGUUGUUGGAAAGAAGAAGAACAGAAGGCAUUAG